AUGGCGUUCGGAGCGUCGGGAACUACACUGUGCGGGGCGAGGCACACACAGCGUCUAAAAAACCUCAAUUUCUCGGUGCGAUUCCUGCUAAUAGCUGCUCUAAUAGCUGUACCCGUGGCUGUUUCAAACUCGGAAGAGAUAUUUGAUGUUGUCGCCGAGCCUACUGCUGAACCAGAAGUCAUGGGUACGGAACUUGCAGAGACCGAAGCUCGUGUCGAGAUGCGACCUCCAGCAAUUAAACAAGCUAAACCACUUCCAGUAGCUCCAGCAGUUCCAGAGGUUUCACCAGAACAAGAACAACCAGAUGCUGCUCCACUUGAGGAAGCAUCUCGUGAGAGGAGCUCCCUUGCUGCAGUGUACAAUGCGUCGACCGCGCAGCAAAGCCCUUCCGAGGAGGCUAAUGGAGCCCAAGCUGGAGUGCUCAAAAGAAGAGCACAACUGAUUGGACUGGCAAUUCUGCUGUCUCUCGGCAUUUUCCUUCUCAGAGCGAAAGUACGUCUCUCUUAG
This is a messenger RNA of Eimeria mitis, 507 nucleotides long. RefSeq lists its product as uncharacterized. NCBI's taxonomy places the organism in Eukaryota, Apicomplexa, Conoidasida, Eucoccidiorida, Eimeriidae. The coding region runs from base 1 to 507 and encodes 168 amino acids. The transcript has a single exon. The record is from RefSeq and is a predicted model, not a curated record.